AUCAAGUUUGUAAUUAAUGGAAAAAAAGACAGUUUGACGCAGAAAAGACUUACUCCCGAGUCUCCACGCAAGCUGAUGUAUUGCUACGCUUUUAAUUACCUCUUCCUGUGUCUUUCAGUCUGGAGAGGCCUACGCAACAUACAUGCAAGCACAAGAGAAAGUAUUGCGUGCUCUUUUGACGCCGGCUUAUGUGGUUGGCAACAGUCUUCAAAAGACAACUUUGAUUGGACCCUGCAGUCUGGGCAGACUCCUACUGAAGAUACUGGGCCAAGUAACGGAGAUCACACGACGGGAAAAGGGAAAUAUCUUUUUACUGAGGCUGACUACCCCAGAAAGAAAAAUGACUUUGCUCAGCUUAUUUCACCGUCUUUUUCGGGUGCUUUUUGUCUCUCCUUCUUUUAUAACAUGCAUGGAGCUGCCAUGGGUAACUUACGGUUAUCAGUUGAUGACAGAAAUGUGUUUGAAAUAAGUGGAGAGCAAGGAUCUGACUGGAUACAAGCCCAAGUAUUCGUAAAUGGAUCAAACAGCAAGCUAACUUUUGAAGGGAGGAUGGGCGCUGGGGACCAGGGAGAUCUUUCACUGGACGACGUAUCCGUAACAGGUUUUUGCAAUGUUUCUUCCUGCUCAAUAAUUCCAAUUCCUCCCAACGGAACUGCAAUAUGCUCCAAUGGAAAUCUAGUGGGAAGUCAUUGUAACGUAACAUGCGUUGCAGGGUACUAUCGAACUGGUUCCUCUACAAGAACAUGCAUGAGGUCAGGAGCCUGGUCUGGCACUCUACCCUCCUGUGUGAGAAUUGAAAUUCGCUUGGUAGGAGGUAGUUCUUUGACAGAAGGAAGAGUAGAAGUUGGAGUGAAUGGGAUUUGGGGAACAAUUUGCGAUGAUAAUUGGAGUUUAAACAGCGCAACAGUCAUUUGCAAAAUGCUUGGUCUUUCCAACGCAAGCGCAGCUCCCGGAGACUCCAGCUUCGGCCAAGGGAACGGAAAAAUAUGGUUGGACCACGUAGAUUGCACCGGAAGUGAGACGUCAAUUAUCGAUUGUAGCCAUUUAGGUCUGGGUGCCUCUAGCCAGUGUAAACAUGAUGAAGACGCUGGAGUAAUUUGCGGAAAUAUUACUUCUUUUGAGGUUCGCCUGACGGAAGGCAGCUCACCAAAUGAAGGCCGAGUAGAAAUUUCCGUCAAUGGAGUCUGGGGAACUGUAUGUGACGAUUUCUGGAGCAUUGAAGACGCAUAUGUCGUGUGUCGCAUGCUAGGACUUCCUCAGGCUACUGCAGCUACAAAGGGACAAUCAUUUGGGAAAGGCACAGGUCCAAUAUGGAUGGAUAAUGUUCAAUGCUUUGGAAAUGAGAGCUCAUUGCUGUAUUGUAAAAGGGCAGAUCUGGGAGUGAAAGAUUGUGCACAUCUGGAAGACUCGGGGGUUGUCUGUGGACCGCCAUCAGUUAAAAAAAAUAAUAUUGCAUUGAACAUGACCGUAAACCAGUCUAAUCCAACGGCACAAGCUAAUGCAGUCUAUGCAGUUGAUGGACUGUUCAACACAUGCGUGGAGUUCAGUCAGGUAGUCGACAAUUGGUUCCAGGUGGAUUUAUCCAAAAACUUCUUCAUACAUACUGUGCAUGUCUUCCUUGGCUUAAAGAGUUUUCAAAAAGUUUUUGUGGACAUCGGAAUUGAAAGUAGUAUGAAUCACCCUGUGGAUCAUUCAUGCAAAGAGACCAGUCCUUUCCCAAGAAAACAUUUCCGUGUGUUCCGCUGCGUCCCUCCAGCCAAUGGUCGUUUCGUAACAGCAACCAUGAUAACAGAAAACGUCAAGUUUGUGCUAUGCGAAGUUGCAGUUUUUGCAUUUGAAAAUUCUCUGGAGUCCGCUGGAAUUUUGAGGGAGGUGUGGUUUAAAGGUAUUAAUUCACAAGAUGAUCCUAUUCUGAAGUACCAUCCUGUUUUCAAGGAAGCUGCUGACACGUUGUCAGUGCUAAAAACUUUUCAUGUUGUUACCAACUUUUCUACCACAUAUGGGCAGCGGUUGUCUACAUUUAUUCAGCCAGAAGCGAGUGGGUGGUACACUUUUUACAUAACAUGUGAAGAUGAAUGCGAACUGUGGCUCACAAAAACAGAUGAACCAACCCUGCGAGAUGAGCAUGACAGAGACAAUGGUGGGGAACUUCUUGCAAAGUUAACAACAAGAACAGGAAAUCUGAUAUGGGAUGGGACUUCAAGGCAAAAAUCAAAUCAGAUUUACCUCAGUUGCAGCAUGUUUUAUCUCCUGGAGGGUUUCUCAAAAGAGUCGUACAGACGUGGGCAUCUUUCUGUGGGUUGGAGUCUUCACAAUAACACAAGCCUUUUUGAAAGGCCUCUUGUCGGAAACCACACGACAUGGAUCCUGCCAGGUUGUUUAAAAUUCCCUCUUAUUAAAACAUAA
Molecule: messenger RNA, 2406 nt
Organism: Pocillopora damicornis (cauliflower coral)
Lineage: Eukaryota; Metazoa; Cnidaria; Anthozoa; Scleractinia; Pocilloporidae
Biological process (GO): protein phosphorylation; hormone-mediated signaling pathway; adenylate cyclase-activating G protein-coupled receptor signaling pathway
Cellular component (GO): plasma membrane
Molecular function (GO): G protein-coupled peptide receptor activity; protein kinase activity; protein binding
Source: RefSeq, a predicted model, not a curated record